AUGCCAUCAAAUAUAAGGACAGAAGACCAGGGAGAGGUCCUAUCUAUCCCAUCUAUCCCAUCACCAGAUAGCAAGGACCUUUCCUCCCUGGAAAAAGAGAAUAGCGAGUGUAUUGAGGAAGCAGAAGUCAGCCCAUCACAGUUCGAUGAUGUCUUAUACUCACUGUCUCCAUCUCAUCGUGAAUAUCUCUUCAAACGCCAUGGCACCUUGGACCUGGAACCCAUGCCGAGUGCGUCAGACGCAGACCCAUACAACUGGCCUACGUGGAAGAAAUUAGCCAACUUCCUACUUGUCGCCUUUCACUCUUGCAUGGCGACCUUUACAUCCUCGAUUACUCCUGCCUUUGAGGAUAUUAGCAUCGAUCUAGGAGUAUCUUUACAAAGCGCCAGCUACAUUACAACUCUGCAAAUUGCUAUUCUCGGGGGCGCUCCCCUCUUCUGGAAACCCUUGUCUAACCGGUAUGGUCGUCGGCCUAUAUUUCUGCUAUCCACCAUCCUCAGCCUUGUUUGCAAUGUUGGAUGUGCGAAGAGUCCGACGUAUGCGUCACUGGCCGCAUGUAGAGCUUUGACGGCAUUUUUCAUCUCUCCAGCAGCAGCAAUCGGAAGUGCCGUUGUCACAGAGACCUUUUUCAAGAAAGAGAGAGCUCGAUAUAUGGGAAUAUGGACCUUAAUGGUCACCUUGGGUAUACCAGGAGGUGCAUUAGUCUUUGGCUUUGUCGCGAAUCGCGUGGGCUACCGCUGGAUAUUCUGGGUUCUCGCCAUCACCAAUGGCGUGCAAUUCAUCCUGUACAUCUUCUUAGGGCCUGAGACCCGUUAUAUUGGUAGUAGUACAGAGGAUUCGUCGUCUGACUUCAAAACUCAGUAUCUCUCAUUUCGACGUAUUGACCCAACACCAUUGGCAUUAAGGGAUGUCCUGGUCAACGUCGAGAUUCCUCAGCUCCUGCAGGAGAAAUUUGCUCUCCAUACUGAGCAAAUUGGUCUCCAGUACAUCGGAGUCAUAAUAGGCACAGUCCUAGGCGAGCAAGUCGGUGGCUCCAUAUUCGAUUACUGGGUGAAUCGCCGAGCACGGCGUAUACAAAAGGCACCAGACCCAGAAUUCCGUCUGUGGCUCAGCUACCCCGGCAUUAUCUUGACCAUAGUGGGCAUUAUUGUCUUUUUAGUAUGUACCCAGCAGGCUCCCGAGGGGCAUUGGACUGUCACACCUAUCGUGGGCACUGGAGUGGCUGCCUUUGGAAAUCAAGUCGUGACUACUGUCAUGGUCACAUAUGCAGUCGACUGCCACCCAGACGAAGCAGGAAGUGUGGGGGUAUUAAUUAAUUUUGCUCGGCAGAUCUGGGGCUUCAUCGGCCCGUUUCCCGAUAUGUUUGCAAAUGUUGGCGUCGCUGCGAGUUCAGGCGUUGCGAGCGCCAUGAUGUUCGUCUGUAGUUUGCUACCCACUAUCGCGUUGCACGCAUUGGGGCGGAAAUGGGCUCGAUAUUAA
This is a messenger RNA of Aspergillus bombycis, 1479 nucleotides long. Its product is annotated as putative MFS transporter. Gene Ontology annotation, molecular function: transmembrane transporter activity. Lineage: Eukaryota; Fungi; Ascomycota; Eurotiomycetes; Eurotiales; Aspergillaceae. The record is from RefSeq and is a predicted model, not a curated record. Gene Ontology annotation, biological process: transmembrane transport. Bases 1 to 1479 code for a protein of 492 amino acids. The transcript is spliced from 5 exons.